AUGACAAAUGUCAAUGGUGCGGGUAUAGGGUCCAAACCUGGACCCAACACUACUGCUGCUGGUGGUGGAGUAGCUGAUAGACGUUCAAACAGUGGAAAGGCUUUUGGGAUAGGCUCUUCCCAACCUGCAGCUGGUAGUAAUGCAGCGGAUGUAGGAGGAGCAAGGGGUGGAGUGGGUGUCGGAGGGGUGCAGAGCGGUGUGAGGGAUGUGGGAGGAGUAAGAGGUGGAGAGGGGGGUGUAGGAGUUGCACGGGGUGGGGUGGGUGCAGGAGCGGUUAGGGAUGGUGCUGCUGGGUCAAAGGCUCCAGUCCCAGGGGUGCCAGGGCCUGCUGCUGGUUCAUUGAAUCUAGACUUGAAGAGUCGACGGGGAUCGCAGGAAGGGGGAGAAGGAAGGGUGGUUGGUGGAGUGAAGGAGAAGGAGAAGGAGAAGGAGAAGGAGAAAGAAGAGGGGUUUGUUGGGAGGAGAGAAGGCGAUAAGAGCAGGAGGGAUGGAGCGAGGGACGGAGGGAGGUGUGGGAGAGGAGAGGCGGGUGUGAGGAAAGGUGGAGAGAAUGAAAGGAGGGACAGUGAGAGAGAAAGGAGGGACGGCGACAGGGGGAGAAGAGAAGACGAGAGGAGGGGGCGCGAGGGAGAGAGGGACAAGAGGAGAGAUGCGCCAAGAGAGGCGAUUAAGAUCGUUGAUGUUAGGGAUAUAAUAGCGUCGUCCCUGCAGGGGCGAAAUGAGAGAGACACACGAAAGGAGCAGGUUUAUGAUUUGAGGAGGGGAGAAGAGCGGAGAGAGUGGAGGAUGGAGGAGGAGGAACGGUGGGAGCUUGGAGAUAGCAGGGUGGAGGGGAGGAGAGAGAAAGGAGGGAAAGAGAAAGGGAGCGAGGAGGGUGUGGGAGGAGAGAGGGUAAGGGAGGAGGUUGGGGGAAAAGAGAGUGGAGGAGAGGACGGUGGAGGAAAAGAAAUGAGAAAUGAGGAGGGUGGGGGAAGAGAGAGAGGAAGGGAGGAAGGCAGCAGGCUUAUGCCUGGCCGAGAUAGUGGAAAAUUGAGGGGACGUUCGUUGGAGGACGAGGAAAGGGGGCGUUCUUUGGAAGGAGAAGAGAGGGGAGGGGGUGGGGAUUGGGAGAGGAGGAGAGCUCGAGACGAGGGAGAGAGGGAAGAGAGAACAGCAGGUAGAACCUCCAGAGGCAGCGAGGGGGAAAGGAGGCCGUUUGCUUCAUUCCUAGAGGGGGACAAGAGGAGUUUCCAGUCACCUCAGGAGGCAGAAAGGCGGACUUUCCAGUCACCGCAAGAGGGGGAACGGAAGAGGUACCAGUCACCUGAAGAGGGGGAUAGGAGGCCGGGAAGGGCGUGGAAUCCCAGAGAGACAGGGGGAGGGGGGGUGUUUCAGAAAGGGCAAUGGGUGGGGCGGGGAGAGGGGAGGGGGGAUAGGGAGGCAGGGGUGGGAGGGGGGAGGGGGGAUAGGGAGGCAGGGGUGGGAGGGGGGAGGGGGGAUAGGGAGGCAGGGGUGGGAGGGGGCUCAGGGGGCCAUUAUGCAGGGAGGGAGGACAGGUGGAGGAUGAGGGAAAUGGAGGAGUGGGGCUAUGGUGGUGUUAGUGGUGGUGGUGGUGGUGGUGGUGGCGGUGGUAGAAGCAGGGGACUUGGACAGGGUAGGGGUGACGGGGGUCGUGAUGGGGGCGGCAGGUGGAUGGACAGGAGAGGGGGGCGGGGAGGGCGUGGGUGGGGAGAGCGCGGCGGAGGGAGGUUUGAGGGCUCUUCGUGUACUGCUUUCCCUCAUAGCGCUAUGGCUCUGGGUGCUGCUCGUGGUAGUGCUGUGGGAAUUGGUCUUCAGGAUAGGGGCAUGGAUACUGGGACAGAGAGGGGAAGGACAGAGAGAGGAGGGGCAGAGAGGAGUGGAGAAGAGAAGGGAGGGGCGACUGGUAACUCAGUUAGUAAGAAUGAGCCGGCGUGGGAAGGCAGUUCGAUUGAAGGUACUACUGCCUUUCUAGAUGCUCCUCCUGGGUUCGGCCCUCCUGCUUUUAUUGCAGCUGCUUAUAAGAGGGCGUCAGGUGCAGAGGCCACACCACCGGAGGCAGGGGCAGGGAAGCUAGAAGGGGCAGCAGCAGCAGGUGUUGUGAGUGAACGUGGAGAAACAAUGUCGGGAGGAAAUACUUGUGCAGCAGAGGGAGGAGGAGCACACAUGGGAAUAGAGAUGCACGGAGGGACAUGUGGAGAGACGGGAGCAGGUAGGGGAGGAGCGAUGAGCGCAGGGGCGGGAGGAGAGGGGUAUGCAGUGGGGAUGGGUGCGGAGGAGUGCGAUGCGUGGUGCCUCUUGGAUGAGGCGCUGGGAGCAACAAGUGGGCCUUUCCCCUUCAGCCACGUUCAGCAGCAGUUUGCAGCAGGGGAGCUGCCGGAUCAUAUCCUGGCCUACCCGGAAGGCUCGGAUGCCGAGCCUAUCCCCCUGGCUCGGCCUACUUUCCCCCAUCUCCAUCCCCUCCCAUCAUCCCUCCCCAUGCCGUGUCCCCCUCCUCUUCCUCACUCUCCUCCUCCUCCUCUCCCUCACUCCCCUCCUCACCACCUUUACUCACCUCCUCCCAUCCUCCCGCACUCCCCUCCACCGCUCUCCUCCGCGUUGAAUCUUCUGCAGUCCUCUUCCCGAGGGUCUGAGUGGGGCAGGAGGGUUGCAGCUUUAGCAGAAGCUACCACUGCUAGGCUAGCUUUUUCUGAGGGUCGAAGGUACAAGAAGCGCGAGGAAGAGCAGGCACAAGAGAAAGAGCAGGAGAGAGGGCAAGAGGGUCAGCAUGAGCACUGGGAACAGCAGCAGCAGCAGCAGCAGCAUCUGGGAGGGGCUGAAGCUGAUUUUGAGGCGCCAGGGCCUCCUGGGUUUGAGACGUCUAGAGACUCGGUGCCUCCGGGUUUUCAUCUGAGAAGAACAGACGGGGAAGGGCAGGAAAAGGCGGGAGGGGAGAGGAGGAUGGAGGGGCGAAUUAGCUCAGGGGAAAGAGAGGAGGGAGGGAGUGUGGCGGCGCCGACGGCAAGGGAUGUGACUUUUGAGAAUUCUCAAAAGUCACUCCAAUAUACGGCGCCGGCGGCAAGGGAUGUGGAGCAGGAAGUAGGAAAGUGUGUUUUGAGUCGACUCAAAACACACCUGGCGGCGCCGGCGGCAAGGGACGUGGAGAAGGAAGUAGGAAAGUGUGUUUUGAGUCGACUCAAAACACACCUGGCGGCGCCGGCGGCAAGGGACGUGGAGCAGGAAGUAGGAAAAGAGAUGGUGAAGGCACAAGAAAAGAGAAUAGAUGUGGAGUUAUGGAGGGUUCAGGAUAGCCUAGAGCAGAGAGACAGGAGGGAGGAGGAGAGGUACGGAGCAAUAAGGGGUGAAAAGGAGGUUGAAAGGGAUGGAGGGGAAAGCAGAGAUAGAGGGAAGCGAGAGAGUAGAGGAAAGGGGGAUGAAGAAGAAGAGGAGGAGCAGAAGCGAGAUAGGAGGGGUGUUAAGUCUGAUCGCUGUGAAUUUGGUGAGGCAAUUGGAGUGGCGACAGAAACAAGGGGUGUGUGUGAGGGGAUUGAGAGUGUUAGUGAGAGUGGUGGGAAAAUGGAUAGAUUCAAGGCAGGAGCAGGGGGGGUGAGUGUGCCUGCAGCAGGAGUGAUUGUAACGGGAGGAAUUCUGACGGGGUUGCAGCUGUUGAUGGGAGGUGGGAAGGCGGGAGGAGGGGGAAUGGUGGGUGGUGGGGCGAAGGAGGAAACAGUUGAAGCAGGAGGAGGAGGAAAAGGGGACGAACUUAAAGGGGAUGGAGGAAGAAAGGGGGUGGCAGGAGAAGGAGGAGGAGGAGAAGAAGAAGAAGAAGCAGGAAGAAGAAAGGGAGGUGCGGAGGAGCAGAAGGGGAGUGUGGGGUGGGGGGCAGGGGAGGGGAGAGCUGACAGGAAUGGUGUUGGGAGUGUUGCUGGAGGUAGCGGUGAGAGUGAUGUUGAUGAUAAGGUUGAGGGAGGUAGAGUGAGAGAGAAGGGUGGAGUAGUUGAGAUGGUAGGAGCGUUAGCUGGGGAAAGAGAGAGGGGUAAAAGAGAGAAAGAUUUAGGUGGGGAAAGGGAGGAGGAUGCAGGUGAGAUGCUGCAGGAGGGAAAGGUGAAGGAGAGGUGGAUGAUAGGGAAAAGGGCGAAGGGGGCUGUUUCAGAGAGUUAUAGUGACCGUGAUGAUGAUGAUGGUGGGAGGAAGGAGAGAGGGGAAGGAGAAAGGGGAGAUGUGAAGGAAGGGGAGCAGCAGGAGAGAGAGGAGAGGGAGUGGGAGAAGGGGAGGGGAAGGAAGAGGGAAAGAGAGAAGGCAAGGGAGAGGGAAAGGGAGAGGGAGAGGGAGAGGGAGAAGGAAAGGGAGAGACAGGAGGGUGACAGUGACAGUGGGUUGGAAGAUUUACCCCUUUCAAAGAGACUGGUGCAGGGAGCGGGGGUGAAAGGGAUUUCUGCUAUAGGGGGAGGAGUAGUGAAGGGGAAGAGAGGCGGCUUUGAGAUGGGAGGAGGAGUGGAAGGGCGAAAGGGACAUGGUGAGGAGAAAAGGGCGCAAAAGGCGGAGGAAAAAGAGGAGGAAAAGGAAGGGGGACAGGAUCCCUG
This is a messenger RNA of Closterium sp. NIES-65, 4559 nucleotides long. The record is from the annotation of a GenBank genome assembly. NCBI's taxonomy places the organism in Eukaryota, Viridiplantae, Streptophyta, Zygnematophyceae, Desmidiales, Closteriaceae.